GGAGAGGAGAGGAGCGAGGCAUGCAGCAGCCACUCAGUCAGUCAUCCAGUCAAUUGUUUUCCCUCUAGCUCUGCACCGUAUUGUGCCACUCUGAGGACUUUCUACUGUUCUUCCUCUGGGAGAGGCAGCUCUAUAGGACAAGCCUUUUUUCCUGGUCUUCAAGACACUCAGAAACCUGAUUCAUUUGAAGAGGAGAUUCCUGUUUUUUUACGUUUUCUUGCUAUAACUCAGAGCUUUUUGUGUGAUAUUCUGAUCCUGUUAUAAUCCCACUUUGGCUGCUCCUGUAUGUGAGUACUGCCGUGGUAAGGAUUGGGUUGCUGUUGUGCCUCUAUGCCAGAUUUUUGGAGAAGGCAGCUCUGUAUAAAAUCUGACUUUAGAGGAGCUCAGAAGGGGGAGGAACCUCAGAAGAUGGUUUGACUUGGAAGAGAGGGCGAUCUUCUCUUGUGGAGCGGCAUCUUCUCUGCUGCAAAGUGCGAGAAGUCAUCGGUUUUCAGGAAGAGAAGGGAGUCGGAUGUGGGACAACACCACACGGGUGUUUUAUUCUAUUUGUGGACAAAGCAGGAAAAACAUCAUUUAUUUUGCAAAGAGGGAGGAAGCAGUCUUUUGUUUUGGGAAAGAAGUCUCCACUUCAGUUUUACAACAUGGCUGCAAUGUAUGGAUGCUUCAAGAGCAGGAACAGUGACAGUGCUGCCACGGCAUCGGGACCUCCAGAGGUGAUGGCCAAUCAGGAGCCUGCUGAGGUUGUGGAAGAGUGCUCAGGAAAGAAGAAGUCCAAGUUCCAGACAUUUAAAAAGUUCUUUGCCAGGAAGAAGAGAAAGGAUCCGCCAGCCGCAGGAGCAGACGCCGGCCUUAAAGCCAGCCAAUCAAGCGACAAUGUCAGCAAAGCGUCCGAAAAUAACACACUCACUCGUUCAGAGAAGGAUAAGGGCUCCGGGUCAAAGAUCAGCCUGGGCAGCAAGGCCUUGUCCCAUGACUCAGUCUUUGUUUCGGACUCAUCUGAGGCCAACGAGGCUUUGGGGGCAUCUCAGGACAGCAUUCAUGGGAAAGUGAAAUCACUACAGCUCCAGCUGAAGCAGGCCAUCAGACUGGGCUCUCCUCCGUCCCUCAUGUGUGUGAAGAGAGCAGAAGAUGCUGGAACCAUGUCUGAGGAUGACGGCCUGCCCUGCAGUCCGCCUGAAUACACGGCUCUUCACGCAGCCAUGAAUCAGGCUCAGAGGAACAGCUCCAUCAGUCUGGAGGGAAUAGACAGUGAUGACGACCAGCUGUCCUGUGCUGCCUCCAGUAGAGCAGUGAGCCCCCUGGUGGUUCCAGGUGACUUCAGUCAGCCGGCCAGUCCGUUCGGCUGUCUGGAUAACUCUGCUGCCAAACACAAGCUGGGCCUGAGAUACAAAGCAUGCAACAAGAGGAAACCAGUCAGUAGGCUGGAGCUGAAGGCAGAGAGAGACUCUGUGGUGGAGGACAUUGUGAACACCUCCAUAACUGAAGCCUUGGAGGAGAAAGAACCACAGGAGACAACGGGAGUUGUAAUUGGUGAUGAGCUGAAACCAAAGGUGGAGCAGGAAGAAGAAGAUGAGGAGGAGGAGGAGGAGCAACGACAGCAUUCUAGACAAUCUCUGUUGAGAGAUAAGGAGGAGAGGGAGGAGGGAGAGGAUGAGUUGGAAGCAGAACAGGAUGUUUCUCGCGGCCCGGACACUUCCUGUAAUCCUGCGCUGUGUCUCACCGAGGAGGAAGCCCCAGACGCCCAGCCCCCGCCCUCCUCCAAACACAGCUCCAGAGCCUCCUCUCUGGACAGCCCCAGAGACACGCCGGAGCCCCCUGCUGGUCCGAGACAGUACUUGCUGGACCCAUCAGGCAUUGCCUAUGGAGCAGAGGAGAACAUGGCUGAGAGUGACUUGGUGCUGAGAGGAGAAGAGGGUGGAGUCCAGGAAGACCGGGAAGAGGAGGGCUCCUUCUUGCAGGAGGUGCUGAGCUCCUUGAAGACUCCCCUUGCGCCCUGCUCAUUGGGGGUGGAGACUGAGGGUGUUGUCAUAGAGACAGAAGAGGAGGUGAAGGAAAAGGAAAGAGAAGAUGUAGAGGUAGAGGUGGAAGAAGGAGAGGAGGUAAAGGAAGAGGAGGCAGAGGUGGAUGAGCCUGCCAGCUAUCAGGCUGCUCCAGCGCUCCUGUCGGAUCAGACCACCGAGGAGGAGGAAGAGGUCGCUACGUUAAGUUCUCCUUCUUGUCAAGAUGUUGAAGAAGAGGAGAAGGUUGAAGAAAAGGAAGAAGAAGCAGCUGAGGAGGAAGAAGAAGAACUAGAGGUGGAACAAUUCAAUGCACAUUGUCCAAAAGAGGAAGGAGAAGAAGAGGAGGACGAGGAAGUCAAACCAGAGGAGCAAAAUGAUCCGCUUAUAUUGAACAGUGUCAACCAGGCAGAGGAAGAGGCAGGGGGAGAAGAAGAGAGUGAGGGAGAGGAGGAGGCGAUAGAGCUGGAGAAGGAGCCGGAGGUGGAGGAGGAGGGACGGGAGAAGAGGGAAGAGAAUGAUGAAGAGUUGGAGAUGGAGGAGGCAAAGGAGAGAGUGGAGGAGGCAGAGGAAGCGGUAGAGGAAGAGAGGGACGAUGCAGAAGAGAUGACAGAGGAGCUUCCUGGUGCUGCAGGUGAAGAGCUUAAAAUAGCCAUGGCACUGCAGGAGGCGGAUGAGGGUGUAGAUGCUGUGGUUGGAGACGACACUGUGUGCACCCGACAACACACGAGUGAUGAUGAAGUCUCUACAGGGCUGGGUGAGCAGGCAAUGCAUGAGAGUCGAGCAGCUGCCAGUCAAAGCUUUGGAGAGGAGAGAGUGGAGGAAGGCGUAGAGAUCGACCACAUGGAGCACAAAUCAGACCAAGAGGAAGAUGGCGAAGCCAAGCAACCUGAUGAAGAUCAAACUGACGAAGAUGUGGAGGAGGAAGCUGUAGAAAUAUCCCAUUUAGACAUGGAGCAAGUGGGAAAAGAUCAAUCCGAGGCCACAGAACAAACUCAUGUUUCGUCCAAGCCUUCUUCUUCGUCUCUUCCAGAGUCCCAUUCUGAGACUCAGCCACAAGAGACUGGAACCAUCACUCCCAGUAAGACCAGCACUACCACUGUCCACAUGAAUCUACUCUCUCCAAGCUCAGAGAAAGUCACACCUGUCUUUCAAAGUGAAACACCUUCUCAUGCUGUUGCAGCCACAGGAGAAGAGCCAGCUGACGGUGAGGAAACAGCAGAAGAAGAAAAACGUUCGGCCCUGGAAGAGGAAGCUACGCCCCCUGCCCCUGUGGAGGAAACGGUCAACCAGCCGUCAGAUGAGAGCAAAGUCCGCUUCACUAUCGUGCCCGCCCGGCAGAGAUCACUCUCUGUAGAAGAUGCCAAAGACAAUUUGACUCCUCCCUUCUCCCCAACCGCCUGCAUCUCCUCUUCAUCGCCUGCUGCCACAGGGCCCGGCGGUGUGGAGGUGGAGGCUGCAUCUAAGGAGGACCUCGAAGUGAAAGCAGAGCCGGCGAGUUCGGCUAAGGUUGAAGUGGUGUUGAGCCCAAGUAGAGCGAGGAAUGCAGGAACGAAACCACAGAGCAAUGCAACAUCCCCUCCAUCCGCCAUGAAACCUCAGACCUCAGCUGCUGCAAGCACAGAAGAAAGCUCUGUCGUAGUGGAGGGAAACCCCGACAAUCCAUUUGGAGUUCGGCUGAGGAAGACGUCGGUUCUGCACCGCUUCAGCUCGGAGGAGGAGAACACAGAGCCUGCCGUUGAGCCACCAACUCAACCAAUAAGCUGUAAAGUCGACUCACCGCAGCCAAUCAGUGUAAAGCCCUCCGUAAAUCAGCCAGUCAGCAACAAGCCCGCCCUGCCUAAGAAACCAGAUGUGCAUGGAGACAGUGCAGGGAAACACAAGCGCAUCUCAGACCCAGCUGCAGCAGCUCGUGGUGGUUCUGGUGGAUCUGAUUCUCCCAGCUGGAUCUCUAUGGCCAAACAGAAACAGAAGAUCUAUAAGGAAAACUCACUGGAGGAGAUUACUGUCAAGAAGGAGGAACAAGAGAGGAAGAGUGCACUGCCGAUGUAUGUCAGCUCGGCUGUAAGCAGGGAGCACAGCAACAAAACAGCUGAGUCCACCGGCAAAGCGAGUCCAUUGGAGAACAGCAAGCCUUCAGUGUCUGUAGAAAAGGAGGGCAGGAGGGCUCUCUCUCCUCCAGCUCCGGUGCCACCUCAGCCUCCUAAAUCUCAGUCACUGCCCUGUCCUGUCCCUCCAAAACCCCAGCUUCCACCUGCCACCGCCAAACACCCACCCCAACUGAACCCCCCUCAAAGAUCCCUGUCACCCCCUACUCCAGUUCCUGUUCCCCAGAAAUCUCCCUCUUGCACAAGCCCACAAUCCAAGACACCCCAGCCCGUGAGCACAACAGUUACCUCCCCUCCCUUUUCAUCGAGAACCGCCCCGGAAAAGUCUGUCCCAAGAGCUCCAGGCCUUUCCAGCCAGACCCCUUCCUCCCAGCGAGGCCUGCCUUCCCCAGCACUCCCCCAGGACGAGCCGCCCUGGAUGGCUUUGGCCAAGAAGAAGGCCAAAGCCUGGAGUGAGAUGCCCCAGAUUGUCCAGUGACAGGCACAAGUUCCAGUAAGGUCUAGUACACAGGUCCAAGCUGCCUCCAAAGAGAUCUGAGAGAGGGUUGGAGCGGGCCCAGACUCUGGAUGGACCAGAAUGCAUUUGCACACAAAGAAUUGCUGUCUUCUGUUGUUUUCUUACUCUCCUGGUUUCUGUCCUGGCUGAAGGCUUCGGAUUGGUACAAACUCUCCAAUGAGCCUAAGGACGGGCUCAGUUUAACUUUUCUGUACGGUGUCUUGUUGUACAUUCAUGUUUUCUAAAUGACAGGGUAGGACUCCAAAAGUUAACGCUUCUUACGUAAAGUGGAUCCACAUUUUUUCAACAGUCUUAGUACAUUAUAAGGUGCCUGAAUAAGAGAAAAUACGUGCAUUGUCACGGCAGUAGAUAUUAAUUUUUACCUAAAGCAACUAAAUGAUUCCAUUCCACUAAAUAUUUCAGGGAGGGGAAGAAGGAGACAUUAUUUUACAAAGAGGAUUGGAGUCGUGGUCAGAGGCUCCUCAAACUGCCACGUGUGGAUCAAGUCCUUUAGACAAAUAUAUUUCUUGUAACAUAAUCCUCAGACAUUAAACUAACGAUGUUUGUUGUGUUAGCGAGUGCUGAGCGUGUCCGAAUGUUCCAGGUUGUCGAUGUAAAUUAUAUUUUUAAUUUUCUCUUUUGAUAUUUUGAAUACAUAAAUACGGAUGACCUGUCAGCAUCCCACAGAAACCUUUUAUCUCCAAGACGUCGUCUGUUCGGGUAUCAUCACGUUGGCUUUCAUGUGUUUUUAAUACCUUUCGGUGCAUCAUUGUGGGCUAUGAAACAUUUUUCCGUUGUGAAUGAAACAGAAAUCAAUAAACCAGUAAUUAGCCACUUGAAGACUGGUUUGCUGCAGGAUGCAAAGCGUCACAAAAGGAAAUCAAGUUCGACGACUGAAGGUUUCCUUUGUAUCAAUUAAAUCUAUCUAUCUCACAGUAACUAUAUAUGCUUUUAUGCAUUUCGUUUUAUUUCGUAUUGCCUUUUGAGAAUAUUUCUUGUACAUAAAAUGUGCAGUAAAGAACAAAUUAAAUCAUU
Chelmon rostratus (copperband butterflyfish) is the source of this 5636-nucleotide messenger RNA. RefSeq lists its product as uncharacterized. The record is from RefSeq and is a predicted model, not a curated record. NCBI's taxonomy places the organism in Eukaryota, Metazoa, Chordata, Actinopteri, Chaetodontiformes, Chaetodontidae. The coding region runs from base 642 to 4583 and encodes 1313 amino acids. The transcript is spliced from 16 exons.